Molecule: messenger RNA, 912 nt
Organism: Australozyma saopauloensis
Lineage: Eukaryota; Fungi; Ascomycota; Pichiomycetes; Serinales; Metschnikowiaceae
Product: 6-phosphofructo-2-kinase
Exons: 1
Coding region: 1-912 (303 amino acids)
Biological process (GO): fructose 2,6-bisphosphate metabolic process; fructose metabolic process
Cellular component (GO): cytosol
Molecular function (GO): 6-phosphofructo-2-kinase activity; ATP binding; fructose-2,6-bisphosphate 2-phosphatase activity
Source: RefSeq, a predicted model, not a curated record
AUGCACAGUGACGCCCUUUCUCGAAAUAGCGCUCUCCAAGCCAGCACAAACACGUCCAGUACCUCACUCGACUCUCUAUUCUCGCAUUUGGGAUCUCUCCCAACAAUCUCCAGUACACCGGUUGAAACCGCUCCAAUAGAUUCGGAGCUUAAUCUCAGCCAUGUGUCGGAGCUCAUUCAGCGUAAGAUCCAGUCUAAGACUGUGGUGAUUCUCGUGGGCCUUCCAGCCUCAGGAAAGAGUUCUGUGUGCAAACAGAUGAUGGACUUCCUCACGAAGAACGGCUACAAGUCGCUUAUUUAUAAUGCCGGAAAUAUCCGCCGUGCCAUCGUCCGUGAAUUCUCCGACUCCGAGUUCUUCAACCCUGCCAACGUUGAGGCUUCCCGCCAAAGAGAGCAGUUUGCAAGAAUGUGCAUGGAUAACAUGCUCGAGGACUUCAAGGAGAACCGCAUCAACGUGGGCUUCUUGGAUGCCACCAACACAACUGUCGAGAGAAGACGCAAGAUGGUUGACCUCGCUCACAAUGCUGGUAUCGAACUCUCCAACAUAUUCAUCUUGGAUGUUUCAUGUACGGAUGAGAAACUUGCCGGAUACAACGUUACUAGCAAGGCCUUCAAUGCAGACUAUCUCGGCUGCGACGUUACGCAAUCUAUCUGCGACUUCAAGCGCCGUUCUGAGCAUUACUUCAAGGUUUACGAGCCACUCCUGGAGGAAGAGCUCGAAAGCUAUGAGAACGUUUCUUACCUUCGUAUCCACAACGGAGGCAAAGAGCAUGUCGUCAAAGAAGUCGUUCACGGCGACGCUGCCAGCAUGGCAAUCAUAAGCUUCGUUUCCAACUACUACAAGUUGUAUGGAGAGAAGUACCACAACGCAGUUGACAGCUUCUACGAGUCUGCCAACUUUGCACAGCAUUAA